AUGGCGUCGGCCUCAGAUCCGUCGGUGCUCCCAGCGAACGCAGCACAGUUGAGGGAACAGAUUAUUGCUACAACGCAACGUUUUUUCGACAGUCACGGCAUUCGCAUCAAGACUAGAAAGCUACCGGUUCAAGCGCCCGGCUCUUCAGGGACUGUCUCAGGCUCAAAGGGUGAAGGCAACUCGUCGCGAAGUCGUCAUGGUGGAGGCCGGUCGGCACAAGCGGACAGCUCAGGCCAAUCUGCGGAGAGCUCGGCGUCCUCGACUUCCGCUUCGCUUCCUCUGUAUCAUUUCAUCACCAGGCAGAAGCUCCACAUGGCGGAGCAGCUGCUGCGAAACAAGUCUUGCUAUUUGACGCCGUAUAAUAAAAAAUCAGAGAAGCGCCAGAAGGCGUCCCCAUGGAUCAUGCAAGACAUGAGCGAGGAGGUGAAAACACACCUCGCACAAAUGAGCUCGGAUUUUGACGACAGAGAUUUCUCUGGUGUCUACCUCUCGCUCCACACAAGCCCCUACCUGGUCGACUGCGAGUACGGGAACCUCAGCCGCAGCCGCUUUGUGGGUUGGGCGCUGGUUGAGCUCCUCACAACCAACGAGCGGUGCCUGAAGGCAUUGUGGGUUCAUCCGGCCCUCUCUGCGUCGAGCACGCGCCUGGUGCUGCAGGCAUUUCUCCCUCGGAUCCUGGUGGAUGCCAUCGAGCUCGCCACCCCCGGCGUCAGCCCUCUUUGCCCGUGGAGGUUUUUCUAUUGCUGGCUGAACGACUUCGACCUGUUGCCCCGGGGAACGUGGCUGCUUCUUUCUGCGCCGCAGUAUCUCGCGCUUCCUGUGCACUGCGACAACUUGAAUCUCGGCGAAGAGGACGAAGAGGACGUGAAAGAAGAGCCGCCACGGGGGAAGGGCGCGAGAGGAGCCCCUGCCAAGGGCAGAACUGGCCAGCAGAGUGGCUCGCGAAUCGAAAAGGGCAAGAGAAAGAAGAAGAAGGAAGAAGAGGAGAUGCACAUCGGCCACCGCGACGGUGACGACGGAUGCGCCUGCCCCUGCCAGCAACCGUCCCGCUGGCGUGACGACUUCGACGAGAAGCUCGUAGGCUGCACAGAGAGCUUCAUCUACCGAAAUUUCAGCCGUAUCUUGGACAUGAUUCCAAAGACGGUUGAUGCGCGGUUGCAGGAAGACAUCCACGCGUUGCCACAAGAGAACCCAGAAGCGUUGAAGCGGGAGCAUCCGGAGACAGACGAGGAAAUUCGCACGGCAGAGACAUUCGGCCUUGACGACGAUACAGUCAUGGGGUUGUUAGAGAAAGUGUAUGGUCAGUGGCGGACUGGCAGGUUCAAGCGCAGCGACCUGGAAGACGAGGAGGAAGAGGCACGGCCCCACGGACGGAGGCGCUUGAACGGACACAAGCAUGACUCUGGGCACGGAAAAGAGACCAAGACGGAGGCUGACGAACAUUGA
Molecule: messenger RNA, 1446 nt
Organism: Besnoitia besnoiti
Lineage: Eukaryota; Apicomplexa; Conoidasida; Eucoccidiorida; Sarcocystidae
Exons: 7
Coding region: 1-1446 (481 amino acids)
Source: RefSeq, a predicted model, not a curated record